Spea bombifrons (plains spadefoot toad) is the source of this 1101-nucleotide messenger RNA. RefSeq names its product C3a anaphylatoxin chemotactic receptor-like. Gene Ontology annotation, molecular function: N-formyl peptide receptor activity; complement receptor activity. Gene Ontology annotation, cellular component: plasma membrane. The record is from RefSeq and is a predicted model, not a curated record. Lineage: Eukaryota; Metazoa; Chordata; Amphibia; Anura; Pelobatidae. The transcript has a single exon. Gene Ontology annotation, biological process: inflammatory response; phospholipase C-activating G protein-coupled receptor signaling pathway; positive regulation of cytosolic calcium ion concentration. Bases 1 to 1101 code for a protein of 366 amino acids.
AUGGAAACUCCAGCUCCAUUCGAUUAUGACAGCUAUAACUGGACUCUUCGGGAUUAUAACUACAACGAUGAUUCAUUUUAUGUUUCAUUUUCAUCAUUUUUCUACAUAUAUUUCUCCGUUCAAAUAAUCUGCAUCGUUUGCUACAGUUUGACUUUCCUCGUCGGGAUAACGGGGAACAGCCUGGUCAUCUGGAUUGCUGGCUUCCGGAUGAAGAGCGUCAGCUCCGUGUGGUUCCUCAACCUGGCCAUAACAGAUUUAAUCUGUAACAUUGCGCUCACUGUCCGAAUAGCAGAAUGGGCGCUGGUUCUAGGCGGCUCAUUUUUGGGAAAAGGCUUAUGCGCUCUUGCGGAAAGCUUCUUAUUCUUCAACAUGCUUACUAGUAUCUUUUUUCUGACGACCAUCAGCAUCGAUCGUUGCGUGUCCAUCUUCUGGCCACUUUGGUCCAAAAUUCACAGGACACCCAGAUUGGCCAAAAUAAUCUCCGGGGCUCUUUGGCUGGGGUCUCUUGUGGUCAGUAUAUGGUUUAGAGCAGCUUAUUCAUUUGAUUCCUAUUUACCAGAAUGUUUUCCGAGAUAUAUGACAACACUUCUCACUUUGGAAAGAAAACGUGUGAGUUCUAUGUUAGUUUUUAGACUUGUCUUCAUGUUCGCUGGUCCCUUCUUCAUUAUCCUAGUUUGCAAUGCCCUGAUAGUUUACAAACUGAAAAACCGCAAAAGAUCGAGAAGUUCUCUUCGACCUUUCAAGGUCAUCACCGCGGUAGUGGUCUGCUUCUUCAUCUGUUGGUUUCCGUACAUCGUCUGGCCAUUUGUACCGCUGGGUGGCAAACACUGGAAAGUAGACAUGCUAACGACCGAAAUUUCCAUUUGCUUGGCCUACGUCAAUAGUUGCAUCAACCCAAUCAUCUACGUCUUCUUCUGCCAGGAAUUUAAGGAUAAUUUCCUGAAGUCGUUACCAGAAAAACUGGAAACUAUCAUGAGCGAAAAGAUCGAUCUCAACACUGGAGAGGUUGAUGACGCCAACGCUGUGCCGUGUAUGUCGAUGAAAGGUCACGAUGACGCGGAAGCGUACGCCGAGACUCUCAAUACCACUCGAGGCGUUUAG